GUAAAAUGUUAUGCAAGAUUUUACUGUGAUUAUAGCUUUAAAAGCCUUAAAAAAACUGUUCUAAUGGCAUUAGAUUCUAUUAGUUUAUUAAAAAUUUACCGCUUUGCUCGCCAUUCUGAACAAUUUAUGAGUGCUUAUGAACUUGAACUUUCUGGAAAGGCUGCUGACUUUGCA
Messenger RNA from Racocetra persica, 174 nucleotides. NCBI's taxonomy places the organism in Eukaryota, Fungi, Glomeromycota, Glomeromycetes, Diversisporales, Gigasporaceae. The record is from the annotation of a GenBank genome assembly.